CAAGUUGGACAACUAAAAUCUGAUUAAAUCGCCAGGAUGGAAGUCCUGAACCCUCCCGAAAACAUUCUGUACGAGCUGCUUCUCCGGGCAGAGUGGAAAAAGACGCUAGAACCGCCAAAACAGGAUGAUGCCUUAGUAUCCAGAUAUAUUCCUGAUCUGUUGGCACUUGGACCAGUUGGUUUAUCAGUUGCAGUGUUCAAGAAACUUGGAUCCUUAAUAUGGCGAGGAGACUUGCACGGCCUGCCAGCUCCACUGGUCCAGUUCAAAGAUGCCCUGAUGGACUGGGAACUGCAGGUGUCCAGGGACAGGCAACUUAUUGCUGUACUACAGGACCAUCUGAUUGAAAUAAGGUCUUCAAGAGACGAAUUCAGCACUGCUGUUGCAAAAUGCACUGUUGGAGCAGACCCCCACCCCCAGUGGCGUAAGCUGUACUGGAGCCCUGACGGAGUCAUGCUGGUGUACGCUGACAGCUGUGGCAGUGUGCAGGGCUACGACGUCAUGGGGGCAAUGAUCUUCAACAUUCCUCAGGAGAGAACUACACCGAACGGACCAACAGACCUGAGAACAGCUGUAUCAGGCAUGGCCUUCCUUCCUGCUAAGGACGACCCCUCUUGGUCAUAUGAGCUGCUUGUGAUGAACUAUCGGGGGAAACUGACCAGUUAUCUUGUCAGUAACACCAAGGGUUACCAGGAGCUGCACAGCCACUACCUAGUGGAGGCGUAUGGAGGCUGGGCAGGAGACAUCCUGUACCACCCGCAGCACAGCCUGCUGCUGCUAGGGGGCAGCGCUAACUUCACUGGUGUGUCCGUCUCCCCUGAUGAGGACAGCAGUGCUGAGACAGCAGGACUGACCAGCUGGAGACUGCUGUCUGGGUACCCGUACUACGCCAGGGCAGAGGCAUGGACAGCAGAGGGACAGAAGGAAAAGACAAGAAGUCUGGCAUCGUUGACUCACUUGAAAGUGGUUGGCCUCUUCAAGAAAGGUCCACAGGAUGGAGUUGUGCAGAUGCACCUGUCACCUGAUGGACAGCUGCUGGUCACAGUGCACCUGUCAGGACAGCUGUGUCUGUGGCAGCUGCCGUCCCUCCGCAUGCACAAGUGCUGGCACCUGGAGCAGCAGCCUGGCUGUGACCUGGUCAACCCUAACCUCGGGGGAGCCUUGGCUAGGAGAAAUAAAGGUGUGAGUUCAUCCUUCCCCCUGGUGGAUGUUAACUGGUGGUCUGACGAGGCUUUGAUCAUGGCACGUCAGUCAGGGGCUAUCACCGUCUCCUCCACGGAGUCCCUGGACAACCUGCUGGGAGAGUCACCGGAGUGGUUUGAGCCGGGACCACAGGUGUCUGCAGCUGUGGACGGAGAGUUCCUGGCACUAGAGGUUGAGAGGACAGAGAAGAAGCCAGAGCGUAGUGGAGGGGAGGGGGCAGAUGAUGAUGAUGAUGAUGAUGAAGACAUGUCCAGAAUCAUGCAGGCAGCACAGAUUGUCAAACAGGUUGUCAUCGGAUUGGCUAAAGGUGGCAGAAUUUCUCUUCCAAGGAAGAAACCAAGAGCUGUACACUUUAGCUACUGUUUGAUGAGUCUACGGUCGACAACACCUGAAGAGCUUUUUGAACGAAAGCUUGAGAAUGAGGAGUAUGGAGAAGCUCUAAGCCUGGCCAAAGCGUAUGGACUGGACAGUGAUCUGGUGUAUCAGAAACAGUGGCACAAACACCCGGUUUCCAUAUCCAGUAUACAAGACUACCUGACUAAGAUCCAGAAGAGGAGAUGGGUUCUGCAUGAAUGUCUGGAGCGUGUGCCUGAGGAUAUAGACGCUGCCAGGGAACUGUUAGAGUACGGACUCAGCCGGUCAGACGUCAACACUCUACUUACACUGGAUGGAACGGAGGGCACAAAGAAAACAGAAGAUGAGACAGAAGCGUGGGGUAGUCUGGAGAACGCUGACCAGAGUGAUUCUGAAGAACAGGCCCAGAAGGAAGCCAUGCUGGAGAAGGUGGACUUCAGCAAGCUGAACUAUGAGCAGAGUGACUUAUGCCGGGUGAGACAAAAAAUCCUGGUGUACCUAGACCGUCUCUACACAUAUGAGGAAAUUCUGGGUGGAGGUGAGCAGGCAGCGGAGAGGUACAACAGUCAGUACUUCAGUGUGUUCCGCCAACAGAACAUCGUGGAGUUAGCACUGGAAAUGGCCAGGAAAAACGAAUGGCAGUCAGUAGAAAUACUGUUUGCAAACCAUUAUGAAGACCUGAUGCCACACAGGCUAGCUAUCCUGUCCAACUUUCCAGAGACUACAAGUCCUUUUGAAUAUCAAACCCUUCUGCCAGUGGCAAGUGUGGAGGAAACUCAGACAAUGUUGGAAGAGUGGAAGGAAAACAAACCUCGAGAGAAAGACUGGUGUGAGGAGGAACCAUGCAGAAAUGCUGUGGAACCUUUGGUUGUGGACCCAGGAGCAUUUUUGUAUGAAAACAACACACAGAUGGAAAAGUUCAGGGUGACCUUGCCUGAGGAGAGCCUGGUGUCCCAGUGGUACCAGGAGAGGGCCACGGCCAUAGAGGCCCUGUCUCAUCAGGUGGACAAUGCACUGGAGCUAGUGAGGCUUGGCAUGGAGAGAGAGGUCCAGGGCUUGCAGCUUCUCCAUGAUGACUUGGUUACCCUGGAGAUGCUGGUGUAUGAAUGCCAACCGGAUUCUGUAGUCGACCUUCAGAAGUUUCAGACGCUUUCUGACCUUGACAGACUACAGCUGCUCAUGGCACAGUCUAGUGCGAGUGAGUACAUGAAGAACAUACGGCACCGAGCGUUGCCCUUCCUCCAGCGCUGUGAUGCUAAGAAGCCCAACAGUGGCACCAAACUACUGCAAGAGUACAUGGUCAUGAUUGCAAAAGAUGACUUGUCGCUGGUGGUAAAGAUUUUCCAGAGUUCCAGGCCUGAGGAGGCUGUGCCCAUUAUCCCUGAGGUUGACCAGCUCAUGUCCCUAGCAUUGGAAUGUAUUUACACAUGUGAGAGCAGCAAACAACUGUCACAUGCAUUUGCCAUCUUGGAGUGUCUUCCACAGAGAGGGUUUGGAAACGAGACGGAGAAGACAGCUGGACUUCAUGAUGAUGUUGACAAGCUGGAAGCCCAUCUCAGUGCUGCUGAAGUACUACAGAAACAUGGAGUGUUAAAACCUGUCUGUAACAUCAGAGAUACACAGGAUGACAAAGACUGUGCCAGAAAACUGUUUGUUCAACUGACAAAGCAGAUUACAAACAAGAAGCAGUCCCUGACUAAGGGUGAAUGUCAGGAGGUUCUACGGGACAUUUUGGACCUGCAGAAGAAGGUUUAUCAUUGCCUGGAUUCCUCACUGUGUUAUGAGGUUUCCCAUGAGCAGACCGUAGCCCUGGUUCUAAAGGCAGGACAGGAAUAUUUCAACUCUGCUUCCAAAUCCACAGAUGUCAGUUUGGACCUUGCAAGGAAAUGUUUCCAGCUGAUAGAAGAUGUGCCAACUACUAUCCAGCAGGAGUUGGACUUGCUGCAGGCUGUGCAACUGCUUGAUGACUUCCAUGUUGAUAUAUUGCCACUGCAAGUUCGUUUAUGUGAGGACAAGCUGACUCUGAUCUCAAAAGUUCUAGACAGUGACAAUAACUCUUACAAGCAGUCUGGAAAGUUGUUGGAACUAGGAGAUCUCCUGAUGAUUCAUGCCAGAAAUAAAGAAGAAAGAACCGGCAAGAUUCUUACUCUGGCAGCAGAGACUGCACUCAAGAAAGCAGACUACUCCCACACCUGCAGGAUGUGUCUGCAGCUGAAGGCCCUGGGUUAUGCACCUGGCUGGCAGGUGUGUCAACAGCUGGCCACAGAUAACAACUUCACAGACUACAGAGCAAGGAUGGAGUUGUUAUCCUUCUCUCUGACCCACUGUCAACCUGAUCAACUCUCGUCUCUCCUCAAGGUUAGGAACCAGAUCAUGCUGCAGAACAUGGUUUACAACAGUGAAGACCUGUCGGAAACAGAGCAGGAAACACCAGGCAGCCAGGAAUGGAUGGAGGCAAUACAGCAGUGCCUGCAGCAACGAGCCAAACUGCUAGGGGGCGACGACACGCCCAUUGCCUCAGCACCCAUCCAGCAUCAAAAAGUUCAGCCCUUCUAUGCAACUGUCAUUCCCAGUACAGAGGAAAACAAGGAGGUGUUCUCUAGUUUCUACACAGCCCCUGAGAGAUCGGCCACAAGAGAGCCGGAGUGGAGACUGUUCCGCUGCCUCGUCCUGUACCACAUGGCAAACCUGCACACUCAGGCAUCUGUGGACGUACAGGCCCCACUAGGUCUGGCUGUUGCUUCUGCUCAAGAUGAUAUCACUGUGAUGUUGGCACACUUACUUACUACACCAGAGGUUGAUACGGCUGAGCAGUGCCUGAAGCGUCUGCCCCAGUCUGCCAUCACCCUACAGCUGGCUGCCUACUACUACUCUGUGUCCCUCUUCACCAGACUACACCCCACCAUCACUGCUGACACUGUCAACCCCUGCUACCUCUACCCUCCUAGAUGGUUAAUCAAAGCUACACUGAAGGUGAACUCCGACCUGUGCUCCUCAGAAGAGUCUAAACUGUUUGUGGAGAGGGUUUCAGAGUGGAUCAGCCUUCUGCAAGACUUCACACAGGUGUCCAUGCUGAAAAACCUAGGAAAAGGGGUUGAUGUUUCAAGGUUCUUAUCUGAUGAAGAGUACAAAAGAGAGACCAUCCUGGGGCUGGCAAUGACGUUGGACCUGUCUGUGUUAGAGGCAGCUGUCUCCAUGGCAACCCAGUACAGAAUCCCAGUGUGGGAGGUUCACAUGGCCUACCUUGAGUUCCUCUUCACUGACAGCCAAUUGCCAGUGAAGAGUAUUGAGGAGAAACUGUCAGAGACUGACACGCUGGCUGUGCUGGCGUCGUCCCCUGAUGAGAUGGCUCAGCAGAUGGAGGGGAGUGUUUACCCCAGCCUGGCAGGCACGGACCACGCAGCCCUCCUGUACUACUACCAGGUGAUGUCCGGUAGCGGCACAUCCCUGGAACCCUGUGGGCUGAAGCCGUCUGUCCACGCCUCGCUACUCAGGAAGAUUAAACCUGCUGCUCCUGGUCUUGACUACAAACAACUGUUUGAAGGCACAUCAGACCCCCUGGAUGUGCUGAGGAGGGUUGUCACCAGCAGUAAUGUGCAUGUGCUUGCCAAGCUGGCCAAUAAGAUUCCAGCAAAGGAGGGAGGUUUUCUGGAGUCCUCUGAGGUGUAUCGUACCUUCCUGCUUGCUUUCUUCUGGAAUGAGGAAGCCCUGAACUCAGACUUGCUACAGGACAAGGAGGAGUGUACAGAGAGGUUCUCUGCCUGUAGUGAAUUCUUCCCCCGACUGCUGCCCUCUGACCUCCUGACCUUCACUGACAAGGUCGUGUUCCACUCACAAGCACCAGUCAAGAUGCAUGUGGAAAGCCGUAUUGGUAUAAUCAAGGAUGUGCUCAACUUCACCAGCAAGUCUUCAAACAAGCAGAAAGAUACAAAAAAACAAGACAGCACCACAAUCACAGAAGUCACAGACUGGCUGGAGAAAUCUCUGCAGCAUCUGCAGACAUUAACAGACAACGUCAUUGUUGGUCUCCGGGAGAGUUCACAGAGCAAGGAAAGAAGUUAUGCUAUGGUCUACGAUCUCAGCCAAGGACAAGCAGACAAGAUAAGAGCCCUUGUGGUAAAAAUGUCGAUAGAUGGCACCCCUCUAGACACAGUGGACAGGGUCCUCAGGCUGGCCGGGGUCCAGGGCUUUACUGUUGACCACGCAGCCAAGCAGGCUCUCAGGGAGAUACUAAACCACAUCAGGGAGGGGGGGACAGCUGACCAGGACUCAACCUCACAACUGGUGACAUUCUUGACUAAUGUACGGGACUGUACACAGAGUGGAGAAGACAUUAUGUCAGUAAAGGAACUGUUGCCACUGGUUCACGACUUCUGUGCAGACAUGUCAGUCAGCAGUGACAAACAGCUUAACGUGGUCAAACUGGUACAACAGCACCUUGAUGUAGAGGUAGAAGACAAAGAGAUGCUGCUGUUCUGUCACACUAACGCCAUGGCAACACAGAACUGGGGUCUGCAGAUCCAGCGACAGGACAUGGCUGACGACUCGGCAAGACAAACUCUGUACCUGACCCUGCUGGGCAAAAGCAGCUCAGUGGAGCAGUUCCAGGCCCUGGUGACAGUACUGUGUAUGUGGCCUACACUGCCAUCCAGCUCCGCAAGUGAGCCAGAACACAACAGCUGGGUACAGGUGCUGUCAGCACGGAUCCGCUGCUGUUCCCAGGGAGACCAGCAGGAUGCUGACCUGGAGAAGGAUAUCUGCAGUCUGAUCAGCACAUUGGACAGCUCAGGACAGCUGUUCAACAAAGAGUGUACAGAACACCUGGUGGAAUUGUUGGUGGGAGUGGACAGAACAGCUGCUGCUGCUAAGGUCGCCCUGCUGUCCCCUUACGAACAGCUGUACCCGGGUGCUGUUGCACUGCUGACCAAGUCUUACUCACAGGAUGAGGCUUCUGUUGACAAAGAGGCUCUAGACUUACUCCUGCUCCGACACCUAGCUGCACAAGUGGUAGAGACUCCACUUUAUAGGAGUUUGCAAGACCACGUACUAGAGCGCGGCGUGGCGGACACGAUACGGGAAACGGCGCAACAGCUGGCAGCAGCGGGGUAUUCCGCCGAGGCAGGAAGUCUGACGACGUCUUCUCAAAUGUCUCAUCCAACCUUACAGGUCCUGGACACAGCUUUACAUUAUGUACAGCAACUAUGGAAAUAACACUGUCAUUCUAGUGUGUUGAUGAAAAAGACUAAAGUACUGUAAAUCAAGAAAUAAUUGCUGUGGGUUUAUGUUUGCGGUUUCUUAGCUCUCACUGCAAACUUAUCACACCACAAACAUGUCUUACAACUGAAGUCUGUACUACUGCACUGUUUCAAACUUAAGCAAUGCAAAGGCCUCCAACUACAAACAUAAAACAAUUUACUGUACUUUAUGUCAAGUGUUUGUAAUGAUGGAAUAUCAUAUCAUUGUAGGUAGGAUGUUACAUUUGGAUGUGACUGUUUAAAUUUUACUAUAGAUGAAUUUGAAUGUGAAGAGUUAAUUUCGUGAGUAUGUUAAUGUUGCUAUUGGCAGCACUCUAUAUUGCUGCCUUUUGAUUCUGUUAUAUGAAUGAUGACUGCACAGAGUAUUCUUCUCAAUUCAAAUAUGGAAUAAAUUAUUUGUGCCAAGAAAAAAUGUACAUUGUAUACCAGGUGCUAUAUAUAAACUGAAGUGUCUGCACUCUGGAUUUUAAUGUAUCUGUGAAUAAAGUAAAUGAAUACACUUACAGGACAAUGUAAUUACAGAAAUAUGAUGGCACCACUUGGUGAAAGCACUUGUACAGCAGGAAUGAGUAAAGUUUGAAAACUGUAAACCCCAUACACCACAGUCUAAUAAAAAUAUAUGGCACUAGGAGUACUGCACUUGUAUAAUAUGCAAUAUUUACAUAUAGAGCCUCAUCAUGAGUGCAGUGCAGUUACUACUAUUGAUAUCAAAAUGUUGCUUAUAAAUUACAUGCAUUGUUUGAAUGGUGUUUUAUUGUUUCAGUACCGUUACAUGUAUGUAUAUCAUUACUUCGCCUAAGUCUCUCUUUCCCCCUUGUAAUGCUUGAAUGUUAUCAUGUACAUUCAGCUGUACAUUUCACAAAAUGAAAACGUUAGUGUGGGCAUUACACAUUUAGCUGCAACGUUAUAUAUACAUGUAUAUAACAUAGAUGAAUACACGUGCUAAAUCAUACAUCCACCAAUCCCCUACACCAUUAUUAUCCACCCAUACAUGUACCUAGUCUAAUUGUCAUCUUUUUUUCCGAUCACUUACGUUGCAGGAUUGGUUGGCGAAUGGUCUAUGCGUUGUACAGCAUUCAGCUGUCUUAUGGCGGCAAAGUUUCCGU
Messenger RNA from Branchiostoma belcheri (Belcher's lancelet), 7915 nucleotides. RefSeq names its product neuroblastoma-amplified sequence-like. The record is from RefSeq and is a predicted model, not a curated record. Gene Ontology annotation, biological process: retrograde vesicle-mediated transport, Golgi to endoplasmic reticulum. Bases 37 to 6765 code for a protein of 2242 amino acids. Gene Ontology annotation, cellular component: endoplasmic reticulum membrane; Dsl1/NZR complex. The transcript is spliced from 63 exons. Gene Ontology annotation, molecular function: SNARE binding. NCBI's taxonomy places the organism in Eukaryota, Metazoa, Chordata, Leptocardii, Amphioxiformes, Branchiostomatidae.